AUGGAACAUUUUAUGAAUAAUAAUUUUACUAAUGAAAAGACCAAAAAUUUAAAAAAAAAUGUUGUGCCUAAAAAAUAUGAAGAACCACAAUCCAUUAAAGUAUUAACCCCAACUAAAACUUACGGUGGACAUCCAUUUUUUCCAAAAAGUAUUCAAACACUCGGGUACAAAAAGCGACAAAACUGUGAUGAUUUUGAUGAACUGUACAUACAGACUACAAAAAAAAUAUUUAAAAAUACAGAUAACAAGUCGCCAUGUCUUACUUCUGACCUAACUCCAAAGACAAAAUUACUUCUCGAUUCAACACGAAAUUUACCAAGUCCUAGUGUUCAGUCACCAAUCAAUUCUCCGCGAUCAUCUUCAAAAAAAAAUCAUUAUUUAAUAUUGUUGACAAAUUGGAAAAUACUAUAA
This is a messenger RNA of Macrosiphum euphorbiae (potato aphid), 411 nucleotides long. NCBI's taxonomy places the organism in Eukaryota, Metazoa, Arthropoda, Insecta, Hemiptera, Aphididae. The record is from the annotation of a GenBank genome assembly.